AUGUAUUUUUCUUUUGAAACAAUUCAAACCCUUGUGGUAGGAUUCAUAGUUAUCUACGUUAUUCUUUGGAUUAGGGAGCCAAGAUUGUGUAAAAAUGAACCUCCACUGGUUCCUUAUAAAAUUCCAAUAAUUGGCCAUACAAUUGAUUUUGUAUUUAAUGCCAAAACGUUUUUUUCUGAAUGCAGAAAACAGUACGGUGAUACUUUCAAUCUUCACGUAUUCGGUCAGGUGAUUACUGUGGCUGGAAACAAAGCUCUUCGUGAAGUUUUUAAAGCCGGCGAUUCCUUUGAUUUGCAUGAAGCUAACAAAGAUAUGUUACCUGUGCAUCAUCUUUUACCAAGGGUAAAUGGAUCUAGUAACAUACCACAUCUUUCCAAAAUGGUACGUGAAGAAAUUACUACAAAAUUAUCUUUAUAUACAGGAAGAAUGCAAGAACAACUUAUGAUUGCUAUUAACAAGGAAAUUGGAGAUUGUCCUACUAAUAUGGUAGUUGGAGAGGAAAUAGCAAAACAUGAAGAUAUCGUCAACGCUUUUGCCAAUAUAGCCACAGAAUUCGGAACAUUUUUUUCAUUACCUCCCUUUCUCUCAUUUAUUCAUCCAAAAGUCCAUCAACAAGUUUCUACCUUACCAAUUCGAUUUGGUUGGAAUCCUGUCAGAAAAGAUAUUAAUACUAUGAAGAAGUAUAUGAGACCUUUAGAUGUAAUUGAAUAUUAUUUGAAUGAACCUGGAUAUGGGACAACUGUUAUUACUGAUGAAUACUUAAAUUACAUCUGUGAAGUUUUAGUCGUACUUAUUUUUGGCAGCGUUCACUCUACUUCACGUCAAAUUGCUGGUGCUCUUUAUGAUUUUGCAGGAAGACCAGAACUAUGGGAUGAUCUUUAUGAAGAACAAGUAAAAAUUGAUAAGGAAUGUAAUGGAGUAUUAACACUUGAAUAUAUUGACAAAAUGGUGAAAUUAGAUAGCCUCGUAAGAGAAUCUAUAAGGUCUUUUGGUGAUAUCGCUGGCCUUAUACAUAAAUGCAUGGACGAUUCAUUUACAUUUAAAAAUAACACGACAAUUCCUAAAGGUCGUAUGGUCUAUAUUUAUAUAAAUGAUAGUCAUUAUGACAAACUAUAUGGAUCAGAACCAAAGUCAUUCCUUCCUUAUUACGGUUUGAACAAUAAAAAACUUGCUACAUCAGUUGAUAAAAAUUAUAUUGCAUUUGGUGCAGGAAAACAUGCUUGUCCUGGAAGAUUUCUUGCUGUUAAUGAAAUUAAAAUUUGUUUGCAUAAAUUAAUCUUGAAUUAUCAUCUUAAGACGGAAAGUGGAAAGAUAAAUGAAAAAAAAAAUAUUGGACCAUUUGCUGUACUACCGAGCACUGGAAUAAUUUUUGAGAAUAGAAGAAAAUAA
Molecule: messenger RNA, 1389 nt
Organism: Diversispora eburnea
Lineage: Eukaryota; Fungi; Glomeromycota; Glomeromycetes; Diversisporales; Diversisporaceae
Source: the annotation of a GenBank genome assembly